Daphnia magna is the source of this 626-nucleotide messenger RNA. RefSeq lists its product as uncharacterized. Bases 62 to 532 code for a protein of 156 amino acids. The record is from RefSeq and is a predicted model, not a curated record. The transcript has 3 exons. NCBI's taxonomy places the organism in Eukaryota, Metazoa, Arthropoda, Branchiopoda, Diplostraca, Daphniidae.
AAAAGAAAAAUACGAACGAAAAAAAAACAACAAAGAAUUCAUGACCGAAAAAACUUAAAAAAUGUGUGUUGGCUGCAGGUAUAUAAAGCGGCCGUGCUGUUCAGGUAGAUAUUCGCAGUCUUACUUUGCAUCAUCCAACAUGAAGACUUCUCUUGUGGUUCUUGUCUUGAGUGCCGUUGUGGCCGCUGUUAUUGCCGAUGGUGAAUAUGCGCCUCCAGCGUAUGAGAAGAAAUACGACGGCUAUUUCCAGUACGCCAAUGUUCCCAAUAAAGAUGAAUACGAAUUCGGAUACAACCGUGGCAAUCCUUCCCACAACCGUAACCACUACGAGCAGUCCAAGGAUCACCGUUUCCGCACCAAGGUCAAGUGGAACGAUGCCUACAGUGGCAACGGAGAACAUUACUGGGAAUACAACCAUGGUGAUGCUGGUUAUGCGGCUCCCGCCUACGCCCCCGCUGCAGCCUACGCCCCCGCUGCGGCCUACUCCGAGAAUGUUCCCGUCUACCAGCCAGCUCCCCAAGCUCAAGCUUAAACGCACCGAAUCCGCAUGAAACCCUAUUGUUGAAAAAUCCCUAUUCUUUGAGAGAAUAAUAUUAUUAUUAAUAAAUUUGGUUGUUAUUCAUAAA